GCUUCCGCUCCGACGCUAGCGGCUCUGGUCCACUGUUUCGGUGUUUCUGGGCUGCGCAUGCGCUCGCCCCGCCCUCCGCCUCCAGUUCUUGGGUUGGUGGGUUUGGGUCACGUGGAUGCGCCUCGCCUCUUCCUCGCGGCAGGGGGCCCGCCCGCGGGCUGGUUUCCGGUCUGGUGGGUCGGAGAUGACAGAGCCGGGCGCCUCUCCGGACGACCCCUGGGUCAAGGCAAGCCCCGCGGGCGCGCACGCCGGCGAGGGGAGGGCGGGUCGGGCUCGUGCACGUGGGGGGGCCGGAAAACGAGGGGAUUCCUUGCAGUCCCUAAAGGUCCCCCCGCCCUCCGGGCCCCGGGGCUGCAGAGAAGACAGCUCUCACCCCGCGCGUGCCAAGGUGGAAUACGCCUACAGCGACAACAGUCUGGACCCCGGGCUUUUUGUAGAAAGUACCCGAAAGGGGAGUGUAGUGUCCAGAGCUAAUAGCAUCGGUUCCACCAGUGCCUCUUCCGUCCCCAAUACAGAUGACGAGGACAGCGAUUACCACCAGGAGUCCUAUAAGGAGUCCUACAAGGACCGGCGGCGGCGAGCACACACGCAGGCCGAGCAGAAGAGGAGAGACGCCAUCAAGAGAGGCUAUGAUGACCUUCAGACAAUCGUCCCCACUUGCCAGCAGCAGGACUUCUCCAUUGGUUCCCAAAAGCUCAGCAAAGCCAUCGUUCUACAGAAGACCAUUGACUACAUCCAGUUUUUGCACAAGGAGAAGAAAAAGCAGGAGGAGGAAGUGUCCAUGCUACGCAAGGAUGUCACAGCCCUGAAGAUCAUGAAAGUGAACUACGAGCAGAUUGUGAAGGCACACCAGGACAACCCCCAUGAGGGGGAAGACCAGGUCUCUGACCAGGUCAAGUUCAAUGUGUUUCAAGGCAUCAUGGACUCCCUGUUCCAGUCCUUCAAUGCCUCCAUCUCCGUGGCCAGCUUCCAGGAGCUGUCAGCCUGUGUCUUCAGCUGGAUUGAGGAGCACUGUAAGCCUCAGACCCUCCGGGAGAUCGUGAUUGGUGUCCUGCACCAGCUGAAGAACCAGCUGUACUGACCGGCGCCCCGAACCCACAGAAGAGCCAGCGAGAGGCCCGAGUCUCCUGCUUGGCCAAAGAGCCGCUGGCCUUCUGAGAUCAGACUCGAUGCUCCACACAGGUCUGCUGGCUCCCGGCAUUUGGUUCCCCGACACCCCUCAUCCUCAGUGGGGCUGGGGUGUUUGUUUUGUGAAAGCUUUAAUUUAUUAUAAUGACCACAAAACUCGAGCCUCUGGUCUUUCCCCCCUUCCUGUAAAAAUCCUCAGGGUGGGGGUCUGCUCUGGGCAUCCCCAAGAGCUCCCGUCCUCUCCCCUUCUAAGCCUCAGACUUUUGCUCCAGAUCUACACAUAUCUGGGAGCUACUGUUUGCAUUUGGUUUGGUCUCUUGGGCCAGAUUUGGGCAACACCUGGCCCAAGUUUGGCCAUUUUGGCAGAGUUGGACAGAAAGAAAGGAACAUGAGGAAAUACUCUCACAGCCAUGAAGUGUGACAGGCUGCCUAGUACCUGGGCUAGGGCUCCCUGGUGGGCCCCAGGUGGGCCCCAGGCUCUGCUGGCCAGCUCUGGGCAGGGCUGCCAGGAUCCUGCCCUCACCUGCUACUCCAUCGCCUCUCUUAUCCUGCUCUGGGUGCUAGAGGGAAGCGGCCUUCCUGUGUGCUCCUGCUCCCUCUGUGCCCACAGGCAGGAGCACAGCACAGAGAAGUCAAGUGUGACACACAGCACUACGUAGUAAUAGUUUUUUUUUGUUUUUUUUUUUUAAUUUUCUAAAUAAACACCAACAGUGCAAUUUUGCUAAACUUACAAUUUUGGAAAACAAACUGGGCCUCAGAACCACUCCCACCCUUCCUGUCAAGUGUGUCUGGGUCUCUGUCCCCGUGCUGCCUGCAUCUCUCCCAGGACUUGGGGUCAGGGUGAAGGGGUAGAGAAGGUAUUUAAAGGCCUCCUGGGGUACAGAGCUCCAAGAAGUCCUGGGUAAGGCCUUGGGCUCCUUGAAUGCCAGAGUUUCCUGUCUCUACUCUGUAGCCUUCUGCAGGGUUGACAUCUGGGAGGUUUGGUUAUCCAGAGGAAAUUUAAGUAUUUUUAUAUCAAAUUAUAUUACAAUAAAUACUACCAAAUGCUUUCUUUUAGCGUUGUUUCCAGUUGGAGCGUUCAGUUCAAGCAACUGGAAUGUAGCCAGGAAAACGAACCUGAGCCUGACCAUGGGCUGUGGGCUCGCUCACUCCCCACGCCCCAUACUCUGGCUCCUGCCCCUCUCCCAGCUGCUCUGCCCAAAGACAGCAGCAGGAACAAACACAGAAGCCAACCUGGAGGAGCCAACCAGUGCCGGACUUCUCUUUCCAUCCCCCCCCGGAUCCUGCCGGGGGACCCCUCAAGGGUCUGGGAGCUUCACGUUGUGAUCCUCAUCUGUCUCUAUCCCGACUUCCUC
Molecule: messenger RNA, 2483 nt
Organism: Lutra lutra (Eurasian river otter)
Lineage: Eukaryota; Metazoa; Chordata; Mammalia; Carnivora; Mustelidae
Gene: MLX
Product: MAX dimerization protein MLX
Exons: 8
Coding region: 116-1081 (321 amino acids)
Biological process (GO): regulation of transcription by RNA polymerase II
Cellular component (GO): nucleus
Molecular function (GO): protein dimerization activity; RNA polymerase II cis-regulatory region sequence-specific DNA binding; DNA-binding transcription factor activity, RNA polymerase II-specific
Source: RefSeq, a predicted model, not a curated record